Plutella xylostella (diamondback moth) is the source of this 1004-nucleotide messenger RNA. RefSeq names its product Stem-loop binding protein (gene Slbp). Gene Ontology annotation, cellular component: cytoplasm; histone pre-mRNA 3'end processing complex. Gene Ontology annotation, molecular function: histone pre-mRNA stem-loop binding; mRNA binding. Lineage: Eukaryota; Metazoa; Arthropoda; Insecta; Lepidoptera; Plutellidae. The record is from RefSeq and is a predicted model, not a curated record. Gene Ontology annotation, biological process: mRNA transport; mRNA 3'-end processing by stem-loop binding and cleavage.
CUAGUCUGUGGUGACAGUUUGGCGCGCGUUUUAUUUGGUUGGGCGGCGGCGUUUGUUUAUAGAUUUCUAAUUGAAUAACAAAGAAAAGUGUUACAAAUAACUGAAAUUAUAUAAGUUUAUUGUUUCAAUUCAUUUGAGAAUAAUAUUUGUGUACCAGAACUAUAUAAAACUUGUGUGAACUGAAUUACAGUUGUAUUGAAAACGGUUAUAUUUGGUAUGAUGAUCAUGUAUUAUUAAGUGUUUGUACUUCAUUUAUGAAGUGGUACUCAUAGUUCAAGCUGAUUUGUUUAGCAGGACUGGUCAAAAUACAGUUACAGUCAAUUGCUGAGUUGGGGACACCAUGGCUGAGGCGGUAGAUAUUAAUUGGGCAAAAGAAGUAGAAGCAGAUGAAGCUCCAAGUCGACGAGCUACAAAGGAAAAAUUAAGAGAUGGUUCAAACUAUAAUUCAAAACGAAAAAGAGCAAAACAUAACAGUAAAAGUGACAAAGACGAACACCCAAGGCCUGCCAACAAAAAACCACUGGAGUUGGAAACAGACACUGCAAUUCUGCAGAGAAGGCAGAAACAGAUUGACUAUGGAAAGAACACUGUUGGCUACCACAACUACUUGAAGGAUGUUCCACUUACUGAACGCACCAAAGAACAUCCAAAAACUCCAGAUAAGUACGCAAAAUACAGCAGACGAUCAUGGGAUCAACUGAUCAAGUUAUGGAGGAAGAAGCUACACAAAUAUGAUCCUAACGCCGAGACAGACCCUUCUGUGGAUUCUGACAAUGAUGAUACUGAUAGUGUUCGGUCAUAAUAUCUUACUUAUAUCUAAGAGUGACUUGUAUCAACUACUUUAUGAUUUGCGUAUAAUAUGAGUAGAUACCAAAAGUUGAUGCAAAUCACCUUAAAUAGACUGACAUGUAUUGAUAUAGAUUAAGGGAAACCAUUCUUAUACUUAUGAGUAAGAAUACAUUUAUUUGUAAUACAUAGAUAAUUAAAGAAAUAAUUCUUCAAAA